Molecule: messenger RNA, 1752 nt
Organism: Tachysurus fulvidraco (yellow catfish)
Lineage: Eukaryota; Metazoa; Chordata; Actinopteri; Siluriformes; Bagridae
Gene: cldn10c
Product: claudin-10
Exons: 5
Coding region: 110-859 (249 amino acids)
Biological process (GO): bicellular tight junction assembly; cell adhesion
Cellular component (GO): bicellular tight junction; plasma membrane
Molecular function (GO): structural molecule activity
Source: RefSeq, a predicted model, not a curated record
GGAGUCUUUCAGCUGACGUGGUACAGUAUAUGAUCUCUCUUCUAGUGGAAGAAAAGGCCGAGAAAUUGUGACUACCACCUCCUAGCUUGGUAUUCAGCACAUUAAAAAUAUGAAUAAAAGGACAUUUGUAAUGUAUCUGGAAAUUGGUUCCUUUGUAUCAUCUGUGGUUGGAUGGAUAUUGGUUUGUUCCACCAUGCCGAUGGAAUACUGGACAUUUUCAGAGGUUGUAUCUUCAGUCAUUACUACCAAUUACUUCCAUUCCAACCUGUGGAAAGACUGUACCACUGAUUCAACUGGGAUGGUUGACUGUAAGGCGUUUCCAACAUUGCUUGCUUUGAAAUCUUAUAUCCAUGCGUGUCGAGCUUUAAUUAUCAUCUCUAUUCUACUGGGAUUAUUUGGAGCCAUUCUAGCCCUGGUAGGGAUGAAGUGCACCAAACUCGGGGGGUCAGAAAUCAUAAAUGCAAAGGUUACCUUUGCUGCAGGGCUUAAUUAUAUGACAUCAGGUUUUUGUUCUGCUUUAGCUUACAGCUGGUAUGGAUAUAGGGUUGUUUCAGAGUUUCUUGAUCCCAACUACCAGGGACAAAAGUUUGAGCUUGGACCAGCAAUCUAUAUUGGAUGGGGUGGGUCUAUUCUUCUCACAGCUGGUGGAGUGAUUUUCACCAUUUUUGGAGGAAAGGAAGGCUGUCAUUCAAGAACAGUGACUAAAAAGAAAAGCUUGACAUAUUCAACAUAUGGCCCUGAAGUAACAGAGCCAAGCAAACCAGCAAGGAAAUAUUCACCUUUACGUCAACCUCACAUUCAAAGCAAGAGGACUGGGCACAUUACAAGAACUAAAGAGUCUAAGAAGGAAUACGUUUAGCUUUUUGCUUUGUUAUUAACAAACUUGGGGCACUGCAGCAAAUGUUGCAUUGGAGAUCAAAAGCAUGUACUUUACUACAUUUACUUUACUUGAUCAUAUCUUGAUAUUUUGGAAUCCAACUGCUCUGAAAGCAAAUAACCUUGCAUUUGCUAAUAGAUAUAAUUUAGUUUAUGUUGUUAGGCCAGAAGUGUCAUUUCUGAAUUUCUGUGCAGUUCAUGUGUAACCAUCUUCUCCAUAGGUACACAUGUUCACAUUGAACUACUUAAUGUGUGUUUUUUUUUAUAUUAAGUGUUACUUUUUUACAUUAAGGGUAAAUAUUACUGAUUUGGAGUCAGAUUGCUUGGGUUUAUUUGUGUGUUAUCAAGGGAACACAUCUUGAAUAAAGGAAAUGUUUUAUAAAAUGUCAUCUUUUUCUUCGUUACUAUUAUACAGUAAAACAAAUAUAAUACCAAUACACAUCUUUCUAUAAAUAUUUAGCUUUUCCUAACAGUAAACUGGUGGUCCAUUCCAUUUCGAAUCAGUAUAAAUAAAUGAGUAAGUGAUCUUAAUCAGCACAACUUUUGGGUUUCUGUGUGUAGAGUAUCAUAACAUCAAGCCAUUGAUCUAACUCUCUUUACCACCACUAGAUGUCUCCACAUCCCUUUAGGUCACCCACGUACCAUGUGGGUUUUCUAAAACUAAAGGGCUGAUAUUACACCAGAUCAUGGCAACCUACGUCUUAGCAGUCUUCCUUAUUUCUUCCAUUUUAAUGUAAUGUUCAACACUUUUACUUCUCCUCCUUUUAAGCAAUCCAGAUUGUUACAAACUACCUAUGUAAUGCAGUACUUUGUUCCUCUUUUUUAUGAUAGUAAUAUGUAUCCUAUGUUCCAGGUCAGAGGAAUUAAGAUCCUAUG